This is a messenger RNA of Hansenula ciferrii, 1710 nucleotides long. It is a transcript of the gene RTC5, whose product is annotated as Rtc5p. The transcript has a single exon. Lineage: Eukaryota; Fungi; Ascomycota; Saccharomycetes; Phaffomycetales; Wickerhamomycetaceae. The record is from RefSeq and is a predicted model, not a curated record. The coding region runs from base 1 to 1710 and encodes 569 amino acids.
AUGGGUCAAUCAGCUAGUUCAGAACCUGAACGUACAAGUUACUCUAAAACAGUAACAAAUGAAGAGCUGCUCUCAUUAUUUUCCAAAGCAUGCAGAAGACAAUUUAAACCGAUUGAACUUUUGUCAAUUCAAAAAAAUAUGAAGGCCCACGAUAAGGACAAGAAUGAACUGAUUUCUGAAAUGGAAUUUCAAGAAUUACUACAUCUUCCAACUAAUAGGCCAAGAUUAUUACAUUUACUCUAUAAUACUGUGAAGGCAUUAUCAAAUUUCCCAUUGAUGAAUCAUGAUAUAUCGGGUAUAAAUUUUGAUGGAUUACUGAAUUCAAUGGUACUUUUAAAUACAGAUAGAUAUGGGAAAAUAUUAAAGAAGGAAUUUGAUUAUUUGAAGUUAAUCUUCCUUGCAAUUAGUAUUGAAAGUGCCUCUAAGUUCAUUGAAAAAUUUGAAAAUCAACCAGAUACUCAAACCAUUAGUUAUAGUGGUACUAAUGUUAUCUCAUGGACUGAUACAGAUGCAGUGAAAACAUUUGAUAACAUUGAUAUUUCAGAGAUCUAUAUUGAAGCUGAAGAUCUACUUGAGAUUAUUACUUUUUUAUUGAUCAUUACUAGGUUGGAACCACAAGAAUCAUUGGAUAUAUAUAAAUCCCAUUUUGAAAAAUAUGAAAGUUAUGAAAAACAUGCAUUAAGUAUCUUGAGAUCUAUGAAUCCAAAUAUAUCAAGUAAAUACAUUUCAAACCAAAGGGUUAAAUUUGAUCAAUUUCAAAAAACAAUGUUAUAUAUAACACCAAAUUUAUUACAACCGUUAUCUUCACUUUUGGAAAUUUUAUUAUUUGAACCAAUAACAGAUCCAAAAGAAUUUGAAAAUCAAGUUGAGAAAAAACAAGUUAAAACAACUUCAAAAUUAAUUAAUGAUGAAUUUUUAUCACAACUAGCAACUGUUUUACCUAAAGAAGUUGUUUACUCCAAAAUACGGAAACUUUAUGUUGGUUCAGAUUCUGGGUUUUCAAUGAGAUCAUUUGAAUCAAAAGUAUUCAAAUGGAAUGCACCAACAAUAUUGUUGAUUAGAGGUGGUCGUGUAAAUAAUGAUAAAACCAAGAAUCCAAGAUUUAAAAAUUUUGAAGAAGAUUUUUCAUUUGCUAAAAAGGAAUUAACUACAUCACAAAAAAAUGGAGGUAAAGAAUUAAUUUAUGGUGUUUAUAUUUCUCAACCAUGGAAAAUUACAAAUAAAGAUAGUUUUGGAGAUUCUCAAACUACAAUUUUCCAAUUAUCACCAAUACAAAAAAUUUUUAAACCUUCAAUAAGUGCUAAGAAUUUUAUCUAUUUUAAUACAAUUGGUGGUGGGUUAGGAUUCGGUUCAAGACAACCAACGUUGAAAAACAAUAUAAAGAGAUAUAAUCCAGGUAAUGUAUCAUUAACUAUUGAUUCAACAUUAGAAUUUGCAGUGUUCCGCAACUUGGGACUUGGUGGGGAAUUCAAAUCAAUUGAUGAUGAAGAUUUAUUGGAAGAAUAUGAAGAUGUUUUCCAAAUCAGAGAUGUUGAAGUAUGGGGAUGUGGAGGUGCAAAAGAAUUAGAAGAACAAAAUAAGAGAUGGGAAUGGGAACAACAAGAGGCUCAAAGAAGACAAGGAGUUAAUUUGAAAAGUAUCGGUGAAGAUCGUGCAUUAUUGGAAAUGGCUGGUUUAGUUGGACAACAUCAAACAGGUGGUUCUGUUUAG